UAUCGUUGAUAUGCUAGGCGGUUUCAAGUCAAGCCACUGGUAUCUAGGCCUUACUGAUGAAGGCUCUGAAGGAGUUUGGAGAUGGGUACAUACAAACGCCACCACUAAAUAUACCGCCUGGUCAAAAGGUCAGCGUCAGCCAGAAGGCGGUACCUCACAGAACUGUGUUGUAUAUAGCUAUGCAGAUUCAUUUCAUUGGCAUGACAUCGGAUGUGCUGCAGAAUGUUCCACCAUAUGCAAGAAAAGAGUCCAGUAAAGGAUCGCAUACGUUAUUGAAUGGCUGAUGUUAUGUAUGUUUAAAUAUGAUAUCACAAUCAUUUGUCAUUGUACUUUACACGCUGUUAAUUAAUUAAGAUGCGUGUUUAUGUGCCUGUUUGCAGGCGUGUUUUACUUGAUCAUUCUGUUAUCGACGAUUGGAGCGAAUAAAUAUAUACAAUUACCUGAAUAAUACAUAAUAUAAUGUCGUCGUGUCUACUUGAAUGUCAAUGUGAUAUUUUCUAAUACUAAGAUUUAUGGACUACAUGUUGAGACAACCGCAACUGCCAAGUUUCUUAUGUGUGUUAUUUUGAGUCGACCAUGCACACUUUAGCUCAUCUGAGGACUUCUCGGCUUCAAAGAUAGCGGAUGAAAAACAAAAGUGCCUCAUGAAUACUUCAUUUUUGGCAUAGGCAUAGGCCCCUACCGACCUUCCGCAAAUCAGCUUUACAGCAUCCCUUUUGUCCAAAGUGGUUAGAUGUUAGAACUUUGAACAGUCAGCAACCUUAAUCAUCUCCUAUUUAAAAGAAACCUUUCCAACUUUUUAAAGCCUCGUUAUUAACAAUGUAUUUCAACACAAUCUUGAAGUUCUUUAUCUCUAAUACUAGUGUUUUAGAUCCAACUAGCAAGACGGUUUUAGUAAAUAUACUUUUUCGUGUAUUUACCAUACAGUAUAUGUUUUAAAGGCUCGUAAUUCAUUUGUUUAGAUUUUGGCUGUCAUGUUAAUUGUUAUGAAUAUGAAACAUAUUUUCUUGUUAAAUCUUUUUUUCGAUAAUUGUUUUCUCAUGUCGUUUUUCAUAAGUUUUAAUUUUUGAUUAACACAAUAGAAACUCUUAUUGAAUCCAUUGUUUUAAUUGUCCCCCUUUAUAGCUCUGGCUGUAUAAGUUCGUUAGUAAUGUUUAAAGCUGUGUUUUCUAGCACCAUUAGUCUCCAUUUGAACAGCAACUCAUAAAAUUGAAAGCCUUAUGUAGCUUUAAGUAUAGCAACAUCUCAUUUUAAUGACUUCAUUCUAAUUAGUAUUCUUUGUACUGAUAAGCUUACCUUUCAAACAGAAUAAAACUUGUUCUUAGAAACAAAGUGUUUAUUUAUCAUUUUUAAGAUGCAUGGUAAAUAUCAACUGAACAUAAGAUAUUUAUCAUUAUGAUUUUGCAAUGGUAAAAUGUCAUGCAUAUAAAAAGUCAGGGAAUACUUUAUCGAGAAUUUCUGAAUAAAAACCGCAGUUGUGAAACCUGCUUAUAAAGACCAUUAUAUUCUCUUCACACUUAUCAAAUGAUAGUUUAGAUUACCUAUAUUGAGAGCCCACCCAUCCAGAAAGUCAACGUUUCCAUUGUCCAAGGUCGGUCUUCAUGGACAUGUUUGACUGUAUAUGUCCCUGCGAUACUUACCCUACACAAAUGUAUAAGAGAACGAUGCAGCUUAUAUUGUAUCUCUAUGCUUGUGGAAUUGUUUCUCAAAACAUAUUGAUAUCAAGGAGUUUGUAAGACUUUGAGAAUUCGUAAAUCUGUUUAACCCUCUCCAUGCUGGACACGACUGAUUCUGUCUUUGCGACCAGUGUAUAUCAUAAUCAACCUGCACAUCCGUGCCUUUUAAACAGUUAAUGGUACUGUCCAAAUUGGAAGAUGGACAUGUUCAUUAUAGAAAUUUAGCAUGGUAAGUGUUAGAGAAACUGUAGUAAAAUACUUUUGUGAACUCAUGAAUACGGACGAAUAUUUUUAUUGCAAUGUUUAUGAGUCAUGAGUCAUGAGUAAUGCAUGCCUUCAAAAGUAACCGAAAACAAAGAGCCACGAUAACAGGAUAAUUGCUCGAAGAUAUGAACCAUGACCACUGGCACCAGAUCAGAAAGAAAAUGCUAUUGUAAAUGUUAUACCUUACCCCUAGGUAUACUAUAAGAACCAUGGUCAUGAACGGGAAAAUGCGUUAACCCAUUUCAAUCGUACAUUUCUCACCUAAAACACGCAUUUCGAUGAAUAGGUGCCAAAUAUAUUGAACAAGCAGUAAUUUGAAGUCAUACAUUGGUACACAUUUGUAUUGUUUAUUUGAUUCACAUUGUACUUUAUGUUGCGUAUACACAUUUUAGCGUACAUGUAUAGUAAAACGACGAAUGCCAUACAUUUUCACAUCAGAAAAUCGGAAUUUUAAUCCAGGCUGGAAAUUCAUUAGGGAAGUUCAUCCAAGUUUUUUUUCUGUAAUGUUGAUGGAACUAUAACCUACGCGUUAUUUCUCUGAGAUAAGAAAUAUAGAAGGAAUUUGACCGGUACACAAUGGAAGCUAAAUUACCACUUGUUCAAUAUCCAUAGUACACAUGUACCGAACUGCGCGUUUUAGGUCAGACAUGCGCGAUUGAAAUGGGUAAGUAUAUUUUCCUGUUCGUGAUCAUGGUUCUUAUAGUAUACCUAGGGGUAGGGUAUAACAUGUAAAGUGGCAUUUUAUUUCUAGUGUUGUGCCAGAGACCAUGACCUGAUGACGGUAAUAUUUUAUCAUAGACGCAGACUAUAUUAAUACACUGCUUUACCUCCAUUUUCGUCUGAGGGGCACAAUGAAGAUCGAAAUUCGUUCGAACAUGAAUGAUUAAUGCAGUUACUUCUGGUAAAAUGAAUAUUUAAUAAAAAUCAUAUUUUUCAGAGUCCAGUAAAGGAUCGCAUACGUUAUUGAAUGGCUGAUGUUAUAUAAAGAGGAUAUCACAAUCAGUUGUCAUUGUACUUUACACGUUGUUGCUAAAUUAAGAUAAAUUAAGAUGCGUGUUUAUGUGCCUGUAUACAGACGUGUUUUACUUAAUCAUUCUGUUACCGACGAUUGGAGCGAAUAAGUCUAUAACAUUACCUGAAUAAUACAUAACAUAAUGUCGUCGUGUCUACUUGAAUGUCAAUGUGAUAUUUUUUCACUGUAUAACCUGUACUAAGAUUUAUGGACUACAUGUUGAGACAACCACAAUUGCCAAGUUUCUUAUGUGUGUUAUUUUAAGUCGAACAUGCACACUUUAGAUGUUAGAACUUUGAACAGUCAGCAACCUUAAUCAUCUCCUAUUUAAAAGAAACCUUUCCAGCUUUUUAAAGCCUCGUUAUUAACAAUGUACUUCAACACAAUCUUGAUCAGUUGGAAGUUCUUUAUCUCUCAGACCAGUGUUGUAGACCCAACUAGCAAGACGGUUUUAGUUAAUAUACUUUUUUUAUGUAUUUUCCAUACAGUAUAUGUUUUAAAGGCUCGUAGUUCAUUUGUUUAAAUUUUGGCUGUCAUGUUAAUUGUUAUGAAUAUGAAACAUAUUUUCUUGUUAAAUCUUUUUUUCGAUAAUUGUUUUCUCAUGUCGUUUUUCAUAGGUUUUAAUGUUUGAUAACACAGUAGAAAAUGUCAUUGAAUCCAUUGCUUUAAUUGUCCCCAUUUAUAGCUCUUGCUGUAUAAGUUCGUUAGUAAUAUUUAUAUAAAGCUGUGUUUUCUAGCACCAUUCUUCUCCAUUUGAACAGCUACUCAUAAAAUUGAAAGCCUUAUAUAGCUUAAGUAUAGCAACAUCUCAUUUUAAUGACUUCAUUCUAAUUAGUAUUCUUUGUACUGAUAAGCUUGCCUUUCAAACAGAAUAAAACUUGUUCUUAGAAACAAA
Molecule: messenger RNA, 3847 nt
Organism: Mercenaria mercenaria
Lineage: Eukaryota; Metazoa; Mollusca; Bivalvia; Venerida; Veneridae
Product: C-type lectin domain family 4 member D-like
Exons: 4
Coding region: 11-256 (81 amino acids)
Source: RefSeq, a predicted model, not a curated record